Molecule: messenger RNA, 657 nt
Organism: Rotaria sp. Silwood2
Lineage: Eukaryota; Metazoa; Rotifera; Eurotatoria; Philodinida; Philodinidae
Source: the annotation of a GenBank genome assembly
AUGUCAAGCUAUAGUUGGCUAUUAUUUGAAACUAAAGAAAAAUCUGCUAAAAUAAUUAAUGAUUUGAAAGACUUUUGUAUUCAAACUACUCCACCUGGUAGGAAACCAUAUCAUAUAAAAUAUCCAGAAUUAGUUCGAGAAUUGAAAAACUUAUUAAACACGCAUAGCGGAGGAGCACAAGACCGCAGACGAGAUGAUAUAGUUCGAUUUAAUGGCUUAACAAUAACAAAUUGCAAUAACUAUAUCAAGCGUCGAUUAUCACGUCGUUAUCCAAAUAUUUAUAAGUUAUCAAAUGCCACCGUACGCCGUUUAUUUAUGCCUCCCAAAAAGUCGACAAAAAGCCACAAAUAUUACAAGUCAAUAGUUCCAGCAAAGGUUCCACGAAAACAAAAUACUAAAUGUCAAAAUCACCCAGAUUUUCAAAUUACAUGUGCUUUAGUAAACUACGUUCAAGAAUUAGCCAGUUUAUAUAACGAUGAGUGUAUUUCGUUGUCAUGUGAUAACAAAGCAAAGAUACCAAUUGGAACUCCGGCAGUUAGUCAUUAUGUACGCUCGAGAAAAUUCCAUUUAAUUGAUCAAGCUCCAAAUUUACCAGAUCAUGAUUUUCCAAAACCAGGUAUCAAAAUAACUCCGUCGAGCGAAAUAGAGCAGCCGUGA